CCUCUUUUUUCCGGUCGAGCUGCUGGAUCCUUCAAUGGACUAGCACUUCUCAUCUGCGACAAGUGAAGAAAAGGAAAAGUUGACAUUAGCAAAUCAAAACACGCUGAAGAGGACUUCUGUAAAGGCUGGACAAAGCCAGGAAAUGCUGAAUGGUAACACAGUUCCAUACAACAAAAGAUGCCGGUGGCGCCACUACUUCCUCGGCGUCCUUCUGACUGCAGCUCUGUUUUUCAUCUGCAACGCAAGCAUGAAGACCAUGAUGCUGGACCUGACCUCCAAACUGUGGGUGACAAACCUUUCAAAGAAGCUCAUUACUUCGACUGGAAAACUGGAUUUAGUCUCCGAUGGAACAGGGCGGUCUCCAGCAGAGAGGACAGCUGUUUCUUUCCCUCAGUUUAAUGGCUUGAUGUCGUUGAUGCCAUCAGCGCCGCCGACAACAGGAAGGACACAGGAGCCUCAAACAAAAGUCCACGCACAGCCUCAUGGUCUGACCCAUGUUCCCUACAAAUCGCCUGGACCUUACUUGGUGGAGUAUCCCUCUGAGUACCACUUUGUGAUAAAUGAGCCACAAAAGUGUGAAAAGGAAGAGCCGUUUGUGGUGCUGGUCGUUCCGGUGGCUCCUCACAACAGGGCUCAUCGGGACGUCAUCCGCAGCACCUGGGGCAGCCAGAGCCAGGUUCUCGGCAGGAAAGUGCUGCUCUUUUUCCUGGUGGGGCUGAAAGAUGGAGAAGCCGCACCACAGCUCCAACAGCAGCUGCAGCGUGAGAGCCGACGGCCCCGAGACCUGAUCCAGAGCGACUUUGUGGACUGCUACAAGAACCUGACCAUCAAGACCAUGGUGAUGCUUGAGUGGCUGGACUCAUACUGCUCCAGUGCCUCUUAUGCCAUGAAGAUUGACUCAGAUAUGUUCCUCAAUGUGGGCAAUCUCAUCAUUAUGCUCCUGAAGGCUCCAAAAAGUAACUACAUGACCGGUCUAGUGGCAUAUGGGGGCUCAGUUCUUAGAAAUCCUUCAUCCAAGUGGUACCUACCUGAGAAGCUGUACCCCCGACAGCAGUAUCCCCCCUAUGCUCUGGGUCUGGGUUACAUCUUGUCUUUGGACCUCCCUAAGAAGCUCAUCAUGGCCUCCAGGCAUGUCAAAGCCAUUUACAUUGAGGAUGCGUAUUUGGGGCUGUGCAUGGAACACCUGCACCUCCACCCCACGCCGCCCCCCAACAGUUACCAAUUCCAUGUCUCCCCUUUGACGUACAGCCGCUGCGCUUACUCUCAGAUUAUUGCCACGACAACUGCUCCAGAAACGGAUCGUCUAAAACUCUGGAGGGAUUUUAUAGCACCAGGUCCAGAUUGUUAAUCUAGGGGGAAAAAAACAUCCACGCAAAGAAACCUCACAGAAGUCAAGAACAGCUGAUGUCCAAAAACAUAACUGGUACUCCGGGAGGAACUGAAGGAGGCUUGGAAGGUGAAGGUGACUGUGGUGUCGGUGGGGAUUGACCACACUAGGAUUAGUGUGAAAUGUAACUAACCAUCUUUUCCUUAUACAGACUCAGAAUGUUAAGGACGGACCAGAAUUGUAGUCUGUAACCGGGGUGGGGGGUAAGGGUAACAUCGAUUUGCUUUAGAAAACAAGUUUUUAGAGUGCAAUUAUAAAUGCAGCAUGUAAUAUAAAAGGAGGGCUAUCAUAGUCCUUGUAUUUGGUGACCUUGAAUGUUAUUUAUUGACAAUAAAAGUAGUCUAAAGGUCAAAGUUUGGAACAAUCCCACCCACCCCCUCCUGAAAUUGUCAUGGUUUGGGUUUCUUUGUAUUGGUUUUUGCUUUCCAUCUUGUUCUGUCAUGUUUGAGUUCCG
This is a messenger RNA of Oryzias latipes (Japanese medaka), 1841 nucleotides long. Its product is annotated as beta-1,3-galactosyltransferase 1-like. The record is from RefSeq and is a predicted model, not a curated record. Gene Ontology annotation, cellular component: Golgi membrane. Gene Ontology annotation, molecular function: N-acetyl-beta-D-glucosaminide beta-(1,3)-galactosyltransferase activity. Gene Ontology annotation, biological process: protein O-linked glycosylation. Lineage: Eukaryota; Metazoa; Chordata; Actinopteri; Beloniformes; Adrianichthyidae.